Messenger RNA from Ambispora gerdemannii, 552 nucleotides. The record is from the annotation of a GenBank genome assembly. NCBI's taxonomy places the organism in Eukaryota, Fungi, Glomeromycota, Glomeromycetes, Archaeosporales, Ambisporaceae.
AUGAAUUUCAAACACUGCUUGUUCAUCUUCACUUUAUUCUUAUUGAAUUUAAACCAUGUUGCAUUAGCGGAUAGUCCAACAGAUUUUGGAGUAGUUCAAUAUAACACAUCCUCGUUGACUUGUGAUCAUCUUGGUCGAUUUAUGAAUUUUUUAACGAUAAACCUGGGUGAAAGUACUGUUGCAGCUGUCGACAAUUUAGUUCCAGACUUUUGUAAAUUGGAUAAUCCUUGUCCAUCGAGUGUCUCGACUGUUGGAUAUCAACAGCUUCGAAAAAUUAGCUCAAAUAAUUCUGCGUUAGCGUUAGGAUAUGCAUGGAAUAACGUUGCAGUCGCCGAAACUAUUUAUAUCAGUGAAAAAUCUAAUACCUCAACUCAAAAAACUAGUACACGAAUCAGGAAUCUUUUUCCACCUACACUAAAAAUCUAUUACUAUCUAGAAUCUAGCGCUAGUAAUGGUAAUGCAAAGAUUUAUAAUCAAUAUAUCGCUGAUAAUAAAAUAACUGAUGGAUUCAGUGUCGUAACGGCUCCUGUUGAUAAAUUGUUUAAAAAAUAA